Messenger RNA from Penaeus vannamei (Pacific white shrimp), 2278 nucleotides. The record is from RefSeq and is a predicted model, not a curated record. Lineage: Eukaryota; Metazoa; Arthropoda; Malacostraca; Decapoda; Penaeidae.
CCUGGGUCACAUGCAAGAGAGCUGAACCCAUACUUCAAGAAUGGUGGGACUGGUUUGCCUGAAGAAGAAUCGCAGCAAAACGCUUCAGUCGGAUUGGACGGCGCUUGGCUACGCAGAGCUCUCCAGCGUGCAAAGGAGCAAGCUGAGAAGGAAAACAAAUCUUUGGAGGAAGUUGCUGCUCAAAGAUGGGGUUCCCUUGCCAAAUUCCAUGAGCUAUUAGCAGAAGCAGAAGGGAGAGGGAGGAGUCACCAGGGUGACCCAUGGCAACAGGGAAGAUGGAAUCGAGACAGGAGUUUGAGCAGAGAAAGGAGAAGAGACAGACUGGAUGAUAGGCACAGUGACCGAAGGAGGAGUCGAAGCAGAGAGAAGAGUAGAAGAGAUCAGAGGAGCAGAAGUCGAGAGAGGCAAAGGAGGAGUAGAAGCAGAGAGAGAAGGAAUAGCAGAAGUAGAAGCAGAGAUAGGCAAAGAAGAAGCAGAAGCAGAGAACACGACAGGAAGAAAGAAAAAAGUAGACAUAGAAUAUACAGCAGUAGCUCCAGCAGCACUGAUAGUGAAAGUGACAGCAGAAGCAGGAGUGGAAGCAGAAAUAGGGAAGUUAUGAGAAGACCUAAGGAUAGCAAAGAAGAAAGAGAAGGUGGAAUAAGGAAUAUAAAAGGUCUCUUAAAACCUCCAUGUGAUGAUUCUGUUCAUGAUAAACAAUCCUCCAGUCUUGCUUCAAGGUUUCAGAAACCAGGGGAAGGAAACAGUUUUAGAAGUAUGGGCACAGCGUCCUCUAGCAGUUCACGAGGUUGGCAGAAGAAACAAAAGCCACAAGAGCAGAGGGAGAGGGAAAGAACUGCUAGUAGAAAGCCAGUUUCUUCUUCAUCUUCAUCCUCAUCUUCGAGCGAUUCUGAAGAGGAACCCCCACAAAAAGUUGAAAAUAUACAAGAAAAAGAACGAGUAGUAGAAACUGUCACUGAAGGACCAGCCCCUCAAGCAAGAUUGUUGACAGACAAGGAAAUGAAUGAGUUAGCAGCAAAGAUUAUGAAGGCAGAACUUAUAGGGAAUGAGGCACAAGCAGUAAAACUCAAAAAGAAGCUUGAAGUAGCUCGUGCAGUUAGGGCCAAUGCUCCACCUGGAAGCAGGGAAGACAAUGAAGCCCAAACAAAGGAGGAGGUUGUUGUCUUGACGAGGAUGGAUUCCAGAGGUGUUUGCAGGCCUGUAUCAGGGUCAGUUGAAGAAAGUGAUGGAAAGAGGAAAAAGAAGAUGAAAACUCAUGGCAAAGAUGGCCAGAGAACAAAAUACUUCCCCGAUGACGAUCAGUAUGACCUCAAACGCAUGUUUGAGAAAGAGAAGGGUACCUCAGCUGCAGAUCAGAACUCGCUCUUUGAACGAUCAGCAAUGCAGAAUACCGAGAAACUCAAUGAAGAGUAUGAUCUGGACGACAUGUUCAUGAGUAAAGCUGUUCAAAAGGAGAGUUCUGCCAAACAAGCUGAAAGAGAUCGACAGAAGGCCAUUGAUGAGCACAAGCGUUCUGAGAGGUCGUUAGAAUCCUGCCAGUGGUGCUUUGACAAUAAGGAGAUGCCAAAGCAUUUGAUUGUUGCAUUAGGUAAAAAGGCAUAUAUAUGUUUGCCUCCCCACCAGUCUCUGACUCCUGGUCACUGUUUGAUUGUGCCAAUUCACCAUAUUGCUUGUUCUGUUCAAGCUGAUGAAGACCUUUGGAGUGAAAUUCAGGACCUCAGGAAAUCUCUGGUCAGAAUGUUUAAUUCUCGUGAUGAAGACUGUGUAUUCUUUGAGACAGUGAAACGGCUGAGAAAUUAUCCACAUAUGGUUAUCAACUGUGUGCCUUUGCCAAAAGAAAUGGGUGAUAUGGCUCCCAUUUACUUUAAGAAAGCAAUUAUGGAGUGUGAAGCAGAGUGGGCACAAAACAAGAAAUUGGUUGACUUGAAGAACCGCAGUGUACGUUCAGCAGUGCCCAAGGGAUUGCCAUACUUCUUUGUUGACUUUGCCAUGGAUCCUGGAUAUGCUCAUGUUAUUGAAGAUGAGCAGGACUUCCCGCAUAACUUUGCUCAAGAAAUUGUUGGAGGGAUGUUGGACUUGGAGACCAACCUGUGGCGAAAACCACGCAAAGAGAAUUUUGAUCAACAAAGGAGGAAAGUGAUGGAGUUUAACAGUUGGUACAAGGAAUUUGAUCCAACACAAGAUAAAUAAAUAUUUAUUAAUGCAGUACGUUUUUAUUUUUAUCUGUGUUUUUAAGAGUUAAAACUUUUAUAAUAGGAGAAAUAAAAAUGGUCAAAUU